AUGGCAUUCCCUGUGGAUAUGCUGGAUAAUUGCAGUCAUGAGGAAUUGGAAAAUUCUGCUGAAGAUUAUAUGUCAGAUCUAAGAUGUGGGGACCCUGAAAACCCUGAACGUUUUUCUCUUCUCAAUAUUACGAUUCCUAUUAGCCUGUCAAAUGUAGGCUUUGUACCUCUUUAUGGUGGAGAUCAGACCGAGAAAAUUCUUGCUCUUUUUGCACCUGAGGACUCACUCACAGCUGUGGCACUUUAUCUUGCUGAUCAAUGGUGGGCUAUUGAUGAUAUUGUGAAAACAUCUGUCCCUUCUAGAGAAGGGCUUAAGCAGGUGAGAACUCUUGGGGAGAGAGUGGUUCUGUAUGUUCUGAACCGGAUUAUUUAUAGAAAACAGGAAAUGGAGAGAAAUGAGAUACCAUUCCUGUGUCAUAGCAGUACUGAUUACGCCAAGAUUCUGUGGAAGAAAGGAGAAGCCAUUGGGUUUUAUUCAGUUAAGCCUACAGGAAGCAUAUGUGCCUCAUUUCUUACCCAAAGCUACCAACUGCCAGUUCUUGAUACGAUGUUUGUAAGAAAGAAAUACCGAGGCAAAGAUUUUGGGCUUCAUAUGCUGGAGGACUUUGUUGAUUCCUUUACGGAAGAUGCUCUUGGCUUGCGGUAUCCACUCUCCUCUCUCAUGUACACAGCUUGCAAGCAGUACUUUGAAAAGUAUCCAGGAGACCAUGAACUCCUUUGGGAGGUUGAAGGUGUUGGACACUGGUACCAGCGAAUACCAGUCACCAGAGCAUUACAGAGAGAAACACUUAAAAUUACAGCAGUUUCUCAAAAUGAAGCUAAAAGACCUAUGUCUGGAGAGUAUGGUCUUUCAUCUGUUCCAGAAUAUGAAGCAGAAACUGAAGACAAUCAGUCUAGUGAGAUGCAGCUAACUAUUGACUCUCUAAAAGAUGCCUUUGCAAGUACUUCUGAAGGUCAUGAUAAAACACCAGUUUCCACUCGUACUCGAAGUAGUCAUCUGAAGCGGCCAAAGAUUGGGAAGCGGUUUCAGGAUUCUGAAUUUAGUAGUUCUCAAGGAGAAGAUGAAAAGACAUCCCAGACUUCACCUACAGCUUCAAUAAACAAAUUGGAAUCUACUGCACGCACAUCAGAGAGCUCAGAAGAAUUCCUGGAAGAAGAACCUGAACAAAGUGUGAUUGAAUUUGAGGACGAAAGUAGUGAUAAGGAUGCUCGGCCUGCACCAGAAACCCAACCACGUGUGGAAAAGCAAGAUGGUGAAAAGGAAUCUGAAUUAGAGCCUAUGAAUGGUGAGAUAAUGGAUGAUACUCUUAAAACCUCACUUAUAACUGAAGAGGAGGACUCCACCAGUGAAGUUUUAGAUGAAGAAAUAAAAUUGCAGUCUCUUAAUUCCAGCGAAGACUCUACCACUCUUGUUCCACUGGUGGUAGAAUCUUCAAAACCCCCUGAUACUGUUGCACAGGAUAAGACCUCACAUAUAACUGACUCAGAAAUGUUGCUGGACGAAGGCCCAUCUGAUGAAAAGGGGCACACUGAAGAGAAACUGCCACUAGUUUCAAGAAAGAAAGCACAUUUUGGGAGUUCAGACAAUGUUGCUACUAUCCCAAACGAAGAACGAUCUGACAGUGGUUUUCCAAACUCUGUGAUAGCUGAAUUUUCUGAGGAAUCAAUCUCUGAAAAUUUAUCACCCAACACUACUUCUUCAUUGGAAGACCAGGGUGACGAGGGGGUACCUGAGCCCCAGGAAACGUCUACAGCUCUUUCUCAGAGCUCUUUGAUAGAAGUUGAACUUGAAGAUGUGCCAUUUUCACAGAACGCGGGACAGAAGAACCAGUCAGAGGAGCAGUCUGAAGCAUCUUCUGAGCAACUGGAUCAGUUUACGCAGUCAACAGAAAAAACUGUGGAUAGCAGCUCAGAGGAAAUAGAAGUGGAAGUGCCUGUGGUAGACAGGCGGAAUUUAAGAAGAAAGGCCAAAGGGCAUAAAGGACCUGCUAAGAAGAAAGCCAAGCUGACAUGAAUGAAGAAGAUACGCAGAUGAUAAAUCCUCUUUGUAACAUUAUUGUUGUUUUUAAAAUAUGGUGAUUAAUA
This is a messenger RNA of Neomonachus schauinslandi (Hawaiian monk seal), 2084 nucleotides long. RefSeq names its product family with sequence similarity 169 member A (gene FAM169A). Lineage: Eukaryota; Metazoa; Chordata; Mammalia; Carnivora; Phocidae. The record is from RefSeq and is a predicted model, not a curated record. The coding region runs from base 1 to 2013 and encodes 670 amino acids. The transcript is spliced from 12 exons.